GGCUCUCUGCACGCAUCUUCAUUCGUACGUUUUUGGUGCGCUCGCACGUUUGGCAUGCAAACAAAAUUCAGUAUUAAAUUGAAAAUCUCGUUAUUAUGUUGUGUUCGCACGGUUGGAAUUUUUCGAAACCCCCUCUCAAACGGCAACGCCACACUCCCCGCGGUUGCAACUAACCGAAUAGACAGCCAAGCUAGCUAGCUAGCCCACCCACCUAAGGCGGGAGUUGUGUUGUGUAUGUGCACACAGUGCGGCUGCAACAGCUUGCAGGAGAACACACGAAAAACGGCACUUAUCCUACAUUUUGCUGAGGGAUGUGUCAAAAAUUGCGAAAAAUUCAUUAAUAAACUAAAUGCAAAAUUGCUGCAUGGAAAUGAAGUGGAAAAUUAGUAAAUUGCAAAGUGCGAGUGUGCAAGUGAUGAACGGCAAAAGAGUGCGCGAUGACUGGACAGCAAUAGUAGACAGCAGCAGCGAGUAGUGUAGUGAGACAAAGCGUGCGGUCAAGUUGGAAAAAAGAUUUCGGUGCCAGCAAAUAUACGAGUAUACGGGUACAAAACUACUAAACAUUUCAAUUUUGUGUCCGUGUGUGAAAUUUUUAAAAGUUGCGAAAAUGUAGUAUUCAAGUAGAAAGUGUUAAAAAACAAAGUGUUGCCAAACGGCCUGUGCCACCAUACAGUCCGUUAAUUAAUCAAACUAAAAUGCAAAUCAAUCAUUUGGUUGUCAGCAAAAUUGUCGGUUUCUCUGCCGCCGCUCAGCAAAAUUGUCAAAUUAGCAUACGUCGACUACAAUCUUUAGUUUGAAUUUUCACGCACUAACAAAUGUCAGUUGGAUAGAGCAGAACAAGCAUCGAUCAGCUGUUUGCACGUGCAAAAGGGAAUGGGACCUAAAAAGCGUCUCAUUACAGCAGCUGCCGCCGCCGCUGGCGCCACUACUACAGAGCGUCAGCAACGCUCGUCGAGCAACACAGUCGCGUCGGCGAAAAAACGUCCGACACCGGGCAAAGCACACAGUUCGCCAGUGGCACGUAAACCGAUUGCCGUUGCCAACAACGCGACGUCGGUGAAGCGUAGUACGCCCGGUCGUACACCGUCUCCAGCUAAGAAACAGCAAACAGUGAUCAGUAAAGAGCACGAGAAAGAAAGGGCAGCAGAGAAAGAUAAAAACGUAGAGAAAACGGAGGGUGAAAGCAAAGUGUCCGAAAACCUUGAAACGAAUCAAGGUUACGUGGUGGUCAAAAAUAUUGACAACGCUGGAACUGCUGAAGAAAGUUUAGCAAAGGAUCAAGCGAAAACUAAGCUCGAACAAACUGAAGAUUCUGCAAGUAGUGCCGCGCAUAUAAUUAAGUCUACGAAGCGUACGCCCUCUCGCGAGAAUGUGAAAAAAUCUAACACUUCCGAGACGAAAGAAAAGUCUUCCUGCACUGCUAACAAAAAGGUCGAGCCGGAGAAGCAAAAGGCUGAUUCGGAACCACCAAGCACAUCCGCCACUUCCGCCAAUGCUAACAAAAGCAAGGUGGAGGAUCGUAAAGAUGGGAAGAACAAAGCAAUAAGUAAAAUGCUCAAGAGUCUCGAUAUACAAAUAAGCGGUUUCCAUAAUAUACUGCCAAGCGAGGAACGUAUACAAGAUACGCUGAAGUCCUCGAUAUCAGAGAACGUCAAGACGAAGUCACGUGCAGCUGCGGUUAAAGUGAUAGCGAACUUAAAUCCGCCGAAAUCAAAUAUAGCUCGUAUUAAAGCUCGACAAGAGGAAGAUAGAAGGGAGAAGGCUAAAGAAAAGGAAAAGGAAAAAGAGAAAGACAAAGACAAGGAGAAAGAUAAGGAUAAAGAUAAAGAUAAAGAGAAAGAUAAAUCUAAAGAAAAAGGAAAAGACAAAGGUAAAGAAAAAGAAAAGGAGAAAGUGGAAGAAAAAGAUUUAAAGUCCAAAGAAACAGAAAAAGUACUUGACACCGCACAACUUCACAAGGAAACCUCAAACAUAAACACAGAAGAAUCUCCUGUCACACAUGAAGAGACACAAAAAUCGAAUAAGCAUUCGUUAGUCCCUAUUAAAGAAGACACUACGAAGAGUAGCGAAUCUCAAGUGUCUCCCAGUGAAACAAUUAAAAAUACUACUGCCAAAAUGGCACCCAAAAAAAAGGUUACGGCAAAGCGUGCCAAUAAGACCGAAGUCAAUCAAAAAAGCAAGAAAGCGCCUUCGCAAAAAUCAAACGAUCAUGAAUCCAAAGCACAGAAACAAACUGGCAAUCCCAUAAAUGAUGCCGUAGUUGGAACGCCGUUAAAGAAGAGACUACUUAAGGCUAAACCAAUAAAGAAAUCCGCUGAGGAGAUUAAGGAAGAAACUGCCGGAACAAGCAUGCCAGCCGAAGAGAAGUCAGGCAAGGAAAGUUGUAAGGCUGUAGAGCCACCUGAGCCACCGGACAAAGGUAACGUAGAAACAAAGGCUGAAAAAACUCCUAAAAAGACGCCCUCACCGAAAAAAGUGAAGACGAAUCCAAAGAAUCCAGACAAGUGCAAUAUACAAGAAACUGAGAAGACAGUUGUAGAACCUUUAGAGCUAAUAGAAAAAGAAGAAACACUAAGAAUAGUAUUAGAUGCUAAUACAGAAGUAGUGCAAAUGGAUAUAGAAGAAAUGCCGGUUUGUGCAAGUGCGCCCAAAGAAGUGGAGCACAAGAAAGAAGAACUAGAUGUUAAGUUGCAAGAAGCGGAAGUUGAGAACGUGAAACAGGAGCCACUCAAACAGGAAGAAACCACUGAAAAGGCGACGAGCUCUGCUCCGUGCUCACCACUUAUUGGAAAGAAGCAAAUGUCAAAUAUUAAGCACAGAUUACAAAGCAAGUACAAAGUGCCGCCGAUGAAGUCCAGCCCCACUGCAAAGUUGGUAGGCAAGAAAUCUAAAUUUGCGCAAAAAUUGGCAGCUGAUAAAGCAAACAGUUCUGCUGCCAAUGAUAUCUAUGACUUUCGUUCAGGCUCUGAGGAGGAGGAUAAUAUUAAAAUGGAUCUGCCUACUUUGAAGAAUCUACGCGAAUUCGCCGAUGAAGAACACAAAACCAAAUGCACUAACGAAAGUCUCAAGAGCAAACAAACUUCAUGCGAGGUCGACGAAAAGGAAACAAAGGUGGAGGAGGCUUCACAUGGAAAAGAGGAGCAAUUGACAGAACCAGUACCGGAAGAGAUAAAAAAGUCAAUGGAAAAUGCCGAAGCUGAAGAAAAGGCCAACGAGAAAGUUGAAGAAAAUAUAGCUGAAGCGUCAGAUAAGGCUGAAGAGGAUUCUGGUGCCGUAGCUCCGACUACAUCUAAAACUAAAAAGUUAGUCAAGUUAAAGGUGACAAAGAAAGUCUACAAGAAGAAACCUCUGAUAACAAAGAAAAUUAUCAAAGCAGUCAAGGGGAAAAUGUUACAAAAGGAAAAACCAAAAGUGAAGAGCAGUAAAGUACAAAAAGACUCCUCAACGGCAAGCAGCGACUCGGAAGAUGAGAAGAAGCUAAUCGAUUUUGGCCCUAAACGCCAUCGCAUGGCUUCACUGAAUGCAUUGGCCAAGGUGCAGUGUCUCUAUGAGAACGAAUCACGUACGGCGUAUGAGUUAGGCCUGUCAAAAGCAACACAGCUUCCACCCAAGAUACGCACAGUGGAUGGAAGUGAAGAUGAGAAGGACAAAGAUAAAGAGAAGGACAAAGAUAAAGAGAAGGAUAAGGAUAAGGAAAAAGAUACGGAUGAUAAAGGCAAAUCAAAAAAGGAUAAAAAGAGCGAGGAAGCCACCAAAGCCGAUGAGCCACAAAAAGCCGAAUCAGAAGAUGAACCACAAGAGGUGGAACCAAAGCGAGAAUUGCGUCAUGUACCGGGCGGUCGUGGACUCGGUAAGCAUUGGGAAUUCGAGGAGAGUGGUGAUAGCGAAGAUGAGGAGAUAGACAAAAUGAAAUUGAAGCGCAAGAAAUUACAGAAAAAGUUGGCGAACAAGAAAGAAAAGGAAGCAGAGAAAUUGAGAGAAAAGGAAAGAAAAGAGGAAGAGGCCUCGGGUAGCAAAAUUUCCAAAGCUAAAGAAGACAAAGAAAAGGAUACUAAGGAAAAAGAUACUAUCAGGGUGAAGCGCAAAUAUACGAAGAUUAAGAAACCACUGAAGAAGAUAGUUAAAUUGAAGACCGAUAGUUCCGAUGGUGGCGAAAACACUGACGCAAGCGAUAAUGACGACAAAACGCAGGAUAAAGAGAAAUCGAAGGUACAAAAGGCAAAACUAGAAGCGCGAAAACCGCCAAAAAAGCGCAAGCGCAUGUUACGUGAAGAACUAAUUGGCGAUUACAAGGGCAUUUUGGCACGCAAACGCAUGGCGAGUUUGAACGCCAGUGCCAUAGUUGCGGCCACUUACGAGGUAGAACGUCAUCUUGAUAAAAAUCUAGCCUACGGCAGCUACGACAGUACCGAUGGUGAGGAAAAAACUUCUACGCCGGCUAAAAAAUCCAAGGAUGUGGCAAAGGACGCUAAGAAAACGUCCACAGCCACAGUGACAUCCGAUGAGACUUUGAAUACAAAAGAUACUGGAGAAGGCACUGCUAAUACUACUGCUACAGCCAAUAGUUCGAAUGCGUCUACUGCCAGCGGCACUGCCAGAGAGUCAAGGCCGUUGAACUUGAAUGAAGAGAGCAACGACUCCAAAUAUUCAAAAGAAACCAAAGAGACAAAUACAGAUACAACUACCACAGCCGGGUUUCGUGAUUCGGGCAGCACCAAGGACGCUAAAGACUCCAGUCGACCGACCUCAUCCAGCGUAGUUAUCGUACAGGAUACCGACGUAACUAUCACGGGUGUGUAUGUGAACUCCACAACGGGUUCAAGUCAGGAGGCGUACUGUAAAAUGCAAUAUCGUGUGCAAUCCAGUGUUACCGAGGAGCGAUUGUUGCGUCCCAGUUCGGUAGAUCCACCAAAAUCUUACACGCCAUUGAGCGCGCUCUCUAGCAUGCUACCGCCAGGUGCGUCAACAGGUGGCGCCAUGAGUGACGCGCAAGUGUCACCGCCACCACCACCGCCGCCCACUGCAGUCGGCACCACCUUACCUGAAGCACUUAGCGGAGCUGGCAUGUAUCACGCCAGCGAUUUAGGAUUACAUCCCGAGCAUGGCGCGCCUGAACAUGGUCCGCCACCGCCCUCAUAUGCAGCGGCCGCUGCUGCUGCAGCAGCUGCCUAUCAUGCACAUCAUAUGUCACCAGCUGCAGCCGCCGCCGCUGCGGCCGGCAUGCAUGUACAUCAUCAGCAUCAAUAUGCGCACGCACAUGCGCAUCAAUAUCCACAAGUAGGCGGUGAGCAUGGCAUGCAUGCUGGGCCGCCACCCACAGCUGGUGGUCCACCACCACCGCCACCACAUCACUAUCAACCACCGCCACCGUCACAUUACGGACCGCCGCCACCACCACCGACCGCAGCAAGCGUGGUUGGACCAGUGCGUUGUGAUGUGGUAUCGCCACCACCAACUUAUCGCUCCAGCGUCUAUGCGCCAGCAACUGGACCGCCGCAUCAGCAGACAGCGCCUAGUGGCCUGCUGCCACCGCCACAUUCCACGCUCUCCAUGACAGCGGGUGGCGGUGCGAGCGCCUUUUGCGCGCCCAACAUACAUCAUCAUCAAGCACAGCAUCAGCAUCAACACCAGCAGCAGCAACAACAAGCAGUAGCAACGCAGCAGGACGCAAGUGGCUAUUACCAACCUGCCGGUCCAUUGAUCUCACCACACGUUCUACCAACUGUAGCCGCAGCACCACCGCCGCCUCCUAAUGUGCCACUUCUGCCGACAGUUGCCAGCUCUGCUUCCGCUUCUUCUAUCAAGAAAUCUCAACAAAUACCCGCGCCGCUUAGCUCCGAUCCGGAGCUUGCUGCCGGCCAACAGCCACCACCAUCGGCUACAGCCGCAGAUAGCGCAGACAGUGAUGUGCUUAUUACUGGCGGCGAUUUGACACCAUUCCGUUAUCCGCCGGUCGCACAUAGCGGCGCGCCCACCACACAGCACCAGCAGGUGCAGCAGCAACAGCAUCAACAACAGCUUCAUCAACAAGCUGCCGCCGCUGCUGCCGCAGCUGCUGCUGCUGCGGCUGCCGCCGCUCAUCAGAGCUCACCAUAUCCACGUUCGAUGCAUGCGCAGAUGCACUAUUCGACUGCGUAUCCGGCCAACUAUUGUACACCAUAUCCGGUGGAAGCGGUGUGCUACUCACCGCCCACCUAUCAACCCUACUUUUCGACCAAAGUCUACCAGAGCGCCGGCCCGCCACCACCUUCUACAUACCGACGCUAUCCAUACUAUCAGCCAGGUCAUCCGCCUCCGCCAGCCGAACUGUACGAACAGGGACCACCACCACCACCACCAACAGCGGCUAUGGGUGCAGCACAAUCAACUGGACCGCCACCACCAACGUCCAUACAGGGACCACCACCAUCAGCACCGCCCCCCGGAACACAACUUGUGCCGGCUGGACCGGCAGCACACGGACAACAUCUCGAACAUUAUCCAGGUCCGCCGGGCUAUUAUACCGGCUAUAGUCCGGGCGGUAGCGCUGCAGGGCAGUGCUAUACGCGCAGCAUACAGGGACCGUAUAUGGAAUAUCCACCACAGUGUCCGUGUCCAAUGCAACAAUCGUGUCCAAAAAACGUCCAUACUGGGCCUCAUAUUGGUAGCAACAACGGCAGCAACAGCAACAGCAGCAGCAGCUGCAGCACGAACAACAGCAGCAACAGCAAUUGCUCAACGAUGAGUCAUUUGAGCAACAACAACAAUAUGUUGAUGAAUGGCAGCAACAGCAACAGCAGCAGGGAAAUCAACAACAGCAGCAACAGCAACAGCAACAACAACAGUUCGAAUAUGACGAACCACAGCCAGAACAGCAGGAGCAGCAGCAACAACAACAGCAGCUCAAUCAACAAUUCAUUGACUACCAGUAGAGGCCCAGUUAAAAAAUCGACGACGACGACAACACUAAACACAACAACAACACACGCUAGCGUACCAGUAACAGCGACAGCAAUGGCUUUAGCAUCAGCAACACCAACCGAAAUCGACGAUCUGUUACUGUUCGGCAAGCAACAUACGCAACAGCAUUUAGAUCUGUUUCAAGCCGUUAAGUCCGAGCUGAAAUUAGAGGAAUCGGACAAUAAAAGCCAGUACGAGGAGAGCGUAGUACAGCCACCAACGCCGCCUGAGAGCUACACGACCAACGAUGAAAAACUGUUAGACACGCUAACGGAGCAGGAGUUGUCAACGGCGUCGUUGCCGGCGGCGGCGGCGGCGGCGGCACUUGAAGAGGCUAAUGCAAAGCUGCACUUACGCAGCGCACAAAGUGACAACAAAAUGGCAGUGCCUUUGGUUGGCAGACAACAGGCAACGCCGCAAUAUGUGAGCAGUAACGGUAACAAUGCGCCGCCAGUACUUGAAGCCUACGACUUGACAUCAGUUACGGAGACACCACCACCAUCCACGCCAAAUUCAACGGUAUCUACCAAUAGCAGCACCACCAACUCCACCACAACCGCCAACAAUUGUGCCGUAUUUCCAAUAUUGGGGCGCAAAGCGCGUAUUGGUAAGACGAUGGCGCGUGAGAUGGUCUACGCAGGCGCCGCUGCAAAUGUGACAGCGCAGACACAGAGCAGUUUACAAACGCAUACGACACCAAUGAUACAUGUGCGCACAUUGCCGCAGCAACCGCAUGCAAUUGUACAACCACAACAGCAACUGCAACAGCCGCCAACGCAGACGCAGCCGCACCAGCAAACGCAAACACAAUUUGUGGCACUCCAAUCGGAGCAGCUGUUGACUGCUAUCACACCAAGUCCUUCACCACAAGUGCCAGCCACAUUAAGCGAGUCCUUUCCAGCCGCGGAGAUUGCGCAGUCAACGCUGCAGACGCCUUUUAUAUUGAAGACAGAAAUAAAGGCAGAAAAGAUUAAGCUGGAAGACGAUGAGCCGCUAUUAAAUGCUGUAUUGCAAAUGCAACAACAACAAGAGUCCAAUCACAACCAUGACAAAGACAAUGAGAAGGCUGAAUUGAAGCUUAUCAAGGCUGAGCCACUGACAUUGAACUGUGAAGAUGUGUCGGCCGAAGUUUCUGAUGCUAUGGCUACGCCAACAUUGAAACCGUUAGGCCGCAUGCGUCUUUUACCCAGCUGGCAACAGCCACCAGUAAUUCAAUGCGACAUUGACCUCUCCACAACCUCAGAUGAUGAUGUGCUCGAUCUUUGCCACAGUCCAGCACUAUCUACAACGGGCAGUUGCCAAAAGACACGCCUCAAGAUACUAAACCUGCCCAAGGCACAACUACAGUGUAAGAAAUCUUCACCUAACGGUUACAAAAGUCUCAUUAAACAAGCCGAACCGCGCACAUAUUUGUGCCUGAGCGGCCGAAAGCUCGAUAAACGUGGGCGUUACAGUAAACUGCAGUUAAGGCAAGCCAAAGCAGGUGGCGUUAAUGCGACAAUACGUCGGCGUCAGCUAGUGCUGACCGAUAAGCAAAAGAAGCAACUGAAGUUGCGUAAGAAAAAGUUGCAAGCGCUAGAACGCCGCAAACAGGAGAUCUUGGAAAAGCGCCGCGCAGCUGCCAAACAGGAACGUUUGCAGCGCCGAAAGCAGCGCAAGAAGUCGAUUACACUCAGUGACAUAAAACAAGAAGAUAUAGAGCCAUGCGCGGAUGAGAUCGUCGAUUUGGUAGAAGAACCCGAGCAGACAGAAAGCGAAUUCAGUGAAACCACGCAAACAGAUGUGCCAACAAUGCGCAUGCUGCUGACCGAAAGCAGUAGCAAUAGUAACAGUAGCAGCAGUCUGAGUACGCUUCGAAUUACGCCGAAACCUUCACCGAAGCGUGGCAAGACACCACGAAAAACUUGUAUACCGCUGCACUUGAUCGAAACCAUCGACUCGGUGGCGCGUGGCUACUUCUCUGAACCCGAAACGUCACGUUGCAAUGGCACGCAUAAUCAGUAUACAAACUGCGAUGCUGCUGACGUUACCGAACAGGCUGCGGAUAAGGCAGCAACUGAACGUAAACAGAAGAAAGACAAAAAGGCGUGCGCUGAGAAGCGCUCCAAGUCGGAGACGAAGAAACCUAUUAAAACCACAACAGCAGCAGCGCACACUGCUGCGCCUGAGACUAUUGAUGUAAACUACACACUUAUGGCGGCGAUGGCGCGUGCCGCACAAACUACCUCAAUCACCGAAGCUGCGUUGGCUUCACGCAAUGUAGAGCCCAACACAGCCUUGGAUUUGACACAGGUCACAGAAGAGGCGUACGCCGCACCAACGGCAAUUGUCAACAGCAACAGCAGCACAAAUAAAAUGUCAAACAAGUCAAAGCGCACGCCGGCUAAACGGAAAACGACAAAAGCAAAGAAAUCGAAAAAGCCAAAGUCAAAUAAGCAGAAACUUAAACAGCAAGACUGUGACUACAACAACUAUACUUUGGAAACAACUGAGGAAGCGCCGCUGCAGGCCACAGAGCAACUGGCAUUGGAGACUAACAACAACAUAUAUGACAAAUGCAACGCGGAAGGCAGUGCAGUGGAAGAGACCGAAGCUGGACCAGCACAAAUGGCAACAGAAGAGCUGGAUGAGACGCCGGCGCUACAAGAAGUCGUGCAAGAACAGCAGUAUGCGCCGCCACACGAUAAACAUUCCAAUGCACAAGUGUUCCUGCCGCCGGUGCCGCCAAUGCCGCGCAUUGUUUGCCAGCCGCAUCACGGUACUAAACGUACGCGUUCACGCUCGAAAUUCGGCAGUCGCAAACGGCAGAAGGUGAAACAUUCCACAGUCUCCUUCGAAUUAGACGACCGCCUACCGCCAGCAACGCGCGGCGAUGUCGUGCCAAAGUGGAAUAACGGUUGGACGUGGGAGGGUGAGCCGUUCCAGCGCGCAGUAUUUCUGAAUAGCGACGAUCCGCUAGUCAUACGCACCUGCUAUCUCGCCAUGCGUCACUCGGAGGGCGACAUAAUACGCACACGCGACUGUGUGCUGCUCAAAGCGAAUGAGGAUAAUGAUCUGCCAUAUGUGGCAAAGGUGGCGCAUCUCUGGGAGAAUCCCGAAGAUGGUGAAAUGAUGAUGUCGUUGCUGUGGUACUACCGACCCGAACACACCGAGCAGGGACGCCAGCCUAACGAUAGUCCCGACGAGGUGUACGCGUCCAGACAUCGCGAUCACAACUCAGUUGCCUGCAUUGAAGAUAAGUGCUAUGUGCUCACUUUCAGCGAAUAUUGUAGAUACCGCCGUCGUCUACGCGCUGCAGAGGAGGACAUCGAAGAGGAGGUCUCCAUAGUGCCCAAACGCUCCAGCUGUUAUAGCAUACGCACCGUGCCUGAGAAUACAAAUCCCGAACUGGUUAUGUUCUGCCGGCGCGCGUACGAAUUUCGCACGAGGCGGCUGUUAAAGAUGCCCAACAAACAGGAUUAUAUUGUGGUGAACGGCUAAGCCGACAGCAGAAAAUACUUGAAAAUUUGUUUGUUUGAAGUAGCAAAUGCUGGAGGCAGCGGCGCAGCCACUACGCUUGUAUAUGUUGCUUUUGUAGACCUGUUGAGAACAACAACAACAACAAUUUGCUGCUAAAUUGUUUAUAGUUUUGAAACAUUUUGGCAAGGCAUAUAAUGGGUGUUACAAGAGCGUCAAUCAAUUAUGCUGCUGAAAUUAGUAAUGAAAAGUCAUUAGAGCCUGUAACGGUAAUUUUUUGUUUGCAUUAUUUAUUUUUAAGUGAAAUAUUUAAGUGACUUAUUUUACACUUAUC
Bactrocera oleae (olive fruit fly) is the source of this 10729-nucleotide messenger RNA. It is a transcript of the gene Hers, whose product is annotated as Histone gene-specific Epigenetic Repressor in late S phase. Gene Ontology annotation, molecular function: chromatin binding; transcription cis-regulatory region binding. NCBI's taxonomy places the organism in Eukaryota, Metazoa, Arthropoda, Insecta, Diptera, Tephritidae. The record is from RefSeq and is a predicted model, not a curated record. Gene Ontology annotation, cellular component: chromatin silencing complex. Gene Ontology annotation, biological process: heterochromatin formation; negative regulation of DNA-templated transcription.